AUGGCCUCCUCACAGAGAUCUACACCACCACGUCCAUGUCUCAGUUUCAUCAUCGGUGUCUUCAUCACUUUACUCCUCAUCCUCCUCAGCUCAGUUUUUAGACCCCAGCAGCAGGAGGACAGACACACCAGAGACGUCCUGGACGCUACAGAAUUCCCGGCAGAGCACAUCGACCCCGCGGCCAUCGACCUCACGCCACUCGUCAAUACGCUCAUAAAUUCAAGCCAAUCAGGUUCUCGUCAGCUCUUCUCUCUCCUCAGUGUGACGUCCUACAGUUCUCUGGCUCUGCACAAACUCACGCUGCUUCUCUACAACAUUUCCAGUGUGAGACGAGUGGAGAGCGACAUGUUCAGAAGAAGAUUCUGUUACUGCGUCACCAACGACACCAACGAUUUAACCGAUUUCACUGCAGUGUUGUUGGACGUGAUCGGAAACUCCACAAGUUUCCACGAGCUUUUUAAAUCUGCCUCCAUAUUAUCAGUGAGUCAGAGGAACUGCUCUGACUGUACGUACAUCUGUGUGAUGGCAGGUCACACACGUGAAGUGUUACCGCAGCUUUGGGGCGUCGACUCCAUGUCUCCACUUUUCAACCAGACGAUUGUUGAAGGACCGCACGGAGACUGGAACCACCCACCUCACAACCUCAGUCACAUGACUGCGUCUGGAGUGAGCGCCUUGUCCAUCAGCAGAGUCCACGACGCCACAGACCACGUUUCGUCCACGUCCAAGGAUGACUCAGCAAAGAUGGCCGCCACACGACUACAAACAACCAUCAGGCCUCAAAGUCAAACCACAGCGGGCGACGCAGAGACGACACAGACGUUACAAACACACAGAGCGACGCUACAUUCAGUGACCGCCGCCAUGUCCAUGACCACCACCUCAACUGAGGUCGUCAUGACGACGGGACGACUGACGACAACCAGCAAGACUGUGGAGUCACCAGGCUGUCCGUGGAGAAAGCCGCAGCUGACGGGAGAGCGGACAUCCAGCAGGGCGGCGACAAUGACAACGGCGGCGAUGAUGGGGACGGUGGGCGUCCACAAGCUGCAGCCGUGUGUCCUGGAGCUCUGCAGCUUCUUCUCUCAGUGUCUCUGCAGACAAGCACAGCAUGGGACAAACACGAGGAGGUUCUGUGACGAGAGCCACGUCUGGUACGAGAAACACACCUCGGAGGUCUGUCGCCGCGUCAGAAGAAUCUCCUUCUCCAGAAAUCUGAAGCAGAGAUGUCUGACAAAGAUGUGCGAUAAACUGUGACCAGAAAGGAAACAAAGACACAAAGAGCUGUUCAUCGUCAUCAUCAUCGUCGUCACAGGGAGUGACUGAAGCUACGUUUACGUGUGUCAUUUUAUUUCAUCAUUUUAUUUCAGGUUUUAGGAUUUUCAUUUAAAAAAAAAAACCCUGAAUGUUGUAAAAAAAAGCAUUUAUGAAGAUCUUAGAAACUUAGUUUCCGAUUUUCUUUC
Solea solea (common sole) is the source of this 1463-nucleotide messenger RNA. Its product is annotated as HERV-H LTR-associating protein 1. The transcript is spliced from 13 exons. Bases 1 to 1257 code for a protein of 418 amino acids. Lineage: Eukaryota; Metazoa; Chordata; Actinopteri; Pleuronectiformes; Soleidae. The record is from RefSeq and is a predicted model, not a curated record.